This is a messenger RNA of Purpureocillium lilacinum, 612 nucleotides long. Its product is annotated as U2 snRNP complex subunit msl1. The record is from RefSeq and is a predicted model, not a curated record. Gene Ontology annotation, biological process: mRNA splicing, via spliceosome. Gene Ontology annotation, cellular component: cytoplasm; nuclear speck. NCBI's taxonomy places the organism in Eukaryota, Fungi, Ascomycota, Sordariomycetes, Hypocreales, Ophiocordycipitaceae. Gene Ontology annotation, molecular function: RNA binding.
AUGGCGACGGCAGUCCCUACCCGCAGCGCCCUGGCCCCGAAUGCCUCCCUCCCGGCCAAGGUCCAGUCCAUCCCUCCAAACCAGACUCUCUACAUCACGAAUCUUCCCUCGGCCAAGAUCCAAAAGGCCGACCUUCGGACCGCACUGUACAUGCUCUUCUCGACCUACGGGACCGUACUGGAUGUCGUCGCCUUGAAGACCAUGAGCAUGCGAGGACAAGCCCACAUUGUCUACAAAGACGUGCAAACCUCUACCCAGGCCAUGAGACACUUGAAUGGGCAAAUGUUUCUGGGCCGCGAACUUAGAAUCCAAUACGCCAAGUCCAAAUCGCACUUCGUCGCCAAACUCGAUGGAACCUUCAAGAUCCCCACAACAGCAUCUGGCGCGGCUGCCGUAGAGCAGACCGAUCUCCAGCGGAGCAUCUUCGACGCCCCGCCGGCUGGAGCGCCUCCGGCCGCCAAUGCCGCCGCGAAACCCUCGACGGGGGCAGAUCAGGCAAUGAAGGACGCAGACGCUACCGAGAACCGCGGCCAGAAGCGCACUCGGGACGAAGAAGAAGAGGAGAGUGAAGAGGACGUGGCCAUGGAGGAGGAUAGCGACGACGACGAAUGA